Kuraishia capsulata CBS 1993 is the source of this 1335-nucleotide messenger RNA. RefSeq lists its product as uncharacterized. Lineage: Eukaryota; Fungi; Ascomycota; Pichiomycetes; Pichiales; Pichiaceae. The coding region runs from base 1 to 1335 and encodes 444 amino acids. The record is from RefSeq and is a predicted model, not a curated record. Gene Ontology annotation, molecular function: ribonuclease III activity. The transcript has a single exon. Gene Ontology annotation, biological process: RNA processing.
AUGAACGCGUGGUCGCUACAGGGUGAUAGGGCAGGCGUGACCAAGUUGAUCCGUCAAAGACUCAACUUCGUAGACGAGAUACAGUGGAAGCGCUUCUCUGCCAGGAGACUCGAAUUGAUCGACCGGCUGGAACUCAGUUCCAAAAAGGCAAGUGAACAGGAUGCUGAGAUUAGUGGUUGUGCUCUCCAGUUACUGAGGGAGUUUGAAUACCCCGUUGAUAGGCUACCAGAGUUUGAUCGGUUGGUACGAUGCGCUGUGCAAAGUGCUCGGAGAAAUCGGAAGAGAUCCAAGAAGGCUCGGACUGACCGAUUUGUUCAUCUGGAAACUCCUGAGGUGACUGCCAGCUCUGCUGAGACGACGGCAGAUUCUGGGACUGAUACGAGGGUUCCAUCGCCAGCAAAGACCACAGCUCCAACAGCUGAGCCGGACGAAUUUGUGGACUUUGGGACUGAAGAUACGCGAGCGGAUAUCACGGAGACUGCGUCACGACUAGCAAUAAGCUCGUUGAUCACACCUGUGCUGAGCAUGGUGCGAACCAACAGUGACCACUUCCUCUCCAACAUAACCUCGCCCAGCAACACCAGCACUCGCGAGACCAAGGCUCUUGCAAAGUUACAAUCCUGCUUCAAACGGUCGAAAACGUGCUUCCAGCUCACGACUACGUCUGACGAGGCUACCAGGGGCGACGUGCUUGAAAAUCUUGGUAACUCCGCUAUCGCGUCUUCGGUUAUUCUCACAAUAGAACAGCAUUUCGACAAUGUAUCGCCCAGUUCAGCCAGUUAUAUCCGCCUGAAACUGUCCAGCGACUCCAUGCUGGCACAAAUAUUAAAAAGCCUUGGCGACGGCUCGUUUGAGGUGACUCAAUUGAACGACUACCUUGCAGCCGAGCUAUUCAAAAAACUUAUUGGUGGAUGUAUCAAGGAUUUCGGGUAUGAUUACGUUCUGACGCCGUUAGGUGAGAUUUUCAGAUGCACCAUCAUUCGCGAUUACCCUCUGGCAAUUCGUCCAAAUGCUCCAUCAGUCUCAGAUGAAAAGGAAAAUGCUACUGAUGCUACAGAUGCUGUCGCUGCAAACCAAACUUCGCAACCCACCUCCAAGACGGUGGAGUUGCGCUUCGCUAACAAAACUUUGCAAUUUUCUUAUUUGGCAAAGUCAAACUCGCCGCCUACACUUUUGGAACUAUUGGAAAACGCCAGGUCGCUAUUUUCCAUCGUUUCGCCAAAGUAUCUGCGAUUACGCAACAAGCGUUCUGGGAAAUUUAUUGAUACCGAUUUCGAGGUGGAGAGGUUAUUUGCAGACGAAGGGGCCGUUGAGAUUGAGAUUUUUCAAUUCUAG